Messenger RNA from Ceratotherium simum simum (southern white rhinoceros), 1213 nucleotides. RefSeq names its product hydroxysteroid 11-beta dehydrogenase 1 like (gene HSD11B1L). Lineage: Eukaryota; Metazoa; Chordata; Mammalia; Perissodactyla; Rhinocerotidae. The record is from RefSeq and is a predicted model, not a curated record. Gene Ontology annotation, cellular component: intracellular membrane-bounded organelle. Gene Ontology annotation, molecular function: oxidoreductase activity.
UCGGAAGGAUUUUCAGUGGAAGAAGGCAAGAUGUGAUUGGGUUGCUGCGUGGAGGGAGAAAGCCCUCAAGAGGGAAGGGGAUUGGUACAGCGGUUCAGGUGAGCUCUAUGGUGACUUGGACCAGGUGGUGGCAGUGGAGAUGGAGAAGGGGGCAGGGCCAGGAGCAUCUUCAUCGAAAUUGGGGAAACGGGUGUGCCUGUGGGCCAGACCUGUGCGGCCACCCUCUCUCCCGCUGCAGACCAGGCGGGGCCAUGAAGGUACUGCUCCUCACCGGGCUGGGAGCCCUCUUCUUCGCCUAUUAUUGGGAUGACAACUUCAACCCAGCCAGCCUCCAGGGGGCCCGUGUGCUGCUGACUGGAGCCAGCGCAGGCGUCGGCGAGGAGCUGGCCUACCACUACGCACGCCUGGGCUCCCACCUCGUGCUCACUGCCCACACCGAGGCCCUCCUGCAGAAGGUGGUAGGGAACUGCCGGAAGCUGGGCGCUCCCAAGGUUUUCUACAUCGCUGCGGACAUGGCCUCCCCCGAGGUGCCCGGGCGCGUGGUGCAGUUUGCGCUGGAUAAGCUGGGCGGGCUGGACUACCUGGUGCUGAACCACCUCGGCUCCGCCCCGGCAGGCACGCGGGCCCGGAGCGCCCAAGCCACACGCUGGCUCUUGCAGGUGAACUUCCUGAGCUACGUGCAGCUGACUUCGCUGGCGCUGCCCAGCCUGACCGACAGCAGGGGCUCCCUGGUGGUGGUGUCCUCGCUGCUCGGCCGCGUGCCCACGUCCUUCUCCAGCCCCUAUUCGGCCGCCAAGUUCGCGCUGGACGGCUUCUUCGGCUCCCUGCGGCGGGAGCUGGACGUGCAGGACGUGAACGUGGCCAUCACCAUGUGCGUCCUGGGCCUCCGGGACCGCGCCGAGGCCGCGGAGGGAGUCAGGGGCGUCACGAGGGCCAGGGCGGCCCCGGGGCCCAAGGCGGCCCUGGCGGUGAUCCGCGGCGGCGCCACGCGCGCCUCGGGCGUCUUCUACCCCUGGCGUUUCCGCCUGCUCUGCCUGCUCCGGGGGUGGCUGCCGCGCCCCAGGGCCUGGUUCAUCCGCCAGGAGCUCAACGUCACCGCCGCCCCCGCUGCUGCCUGAGCUCCUGGGGGCUGCCCCUUCAUCCUCCCGGAGAGAGACGCUCCAUCCACCCAGCCCGGAGAUCGAGACACCUCCGAGAGGGUGGCCACGGCCCA